Molecule: messenger RNA, 1291 nt
Organism: Thermothielavioides terrestris NRRL 8126
Lineage: Eukaryota; Fungi; Ascomycota; Sordariomycetes; Sordariales; Chaetomiaceae
Exons: 3
Coding region: 183-1025 (280 amino acids)
Biological process (GO): phospholipid translocation; retrograde transport, endosome to Golgi
Cellular component (GO): trans-Golgi network; endosome
Source: RefSeq, a predicted model, not a curated record
UCCUUCGCGCCGCCGUCGUUGACCGUCCUCCCGGCAUGGCUUGCAGAUGAGAAGUGCAUUCACUCCGUUGCGUCGUUCCAAUUGCCGUUCCGGCCACCCACCCGCCCUCUCUGUCCAGCUGUCCCCUCGGUGAGACCCGAACUGGCCGGAUCGACCUCGCAGACGCGUGCCAUCAGCGAAGGAUGGGGUGGUUCACGACCCUGUCGGGGUACCUCACCCCGGCAUUCCUCAUUCUCUCCCCGUUGCUCUCGUACAGCGACCAGGCCUACUCGAUGUACCGGACCCGAUCCAGCGCCGGCUUCUCCCUCGACAUCCCGCUCAUCAUGCUCGUCGCGUCGCUGCUCAGGAUAUUCUACUACCCCGGCGCGAAAUACGACAACGCACUGCUCAUCCAGUCGUUCGUCAUGGUUGCCAUGCAGGUGGUGCUGCUGAAGAUCGCCCUCGACCACCGGCCGGCGCCGUAUUCGAAGGGAGGCGACGCGGCCGUCCCGUUCGCCCGCGUAAACGAAUCGCAGCGGCCGUUCAAUUUCUGGCAGUGGAGGUCGCCAAAACCAUACUGGCAGUUCCUUCUGUCCCUGUUCGCUGGCCUGCUGGUCUGCGAGUUCUUGCUGGCCCCGAUUCCUUUGGUCUACCAGUCGUACUCGUCGCUGCUCGGGUACGUGGGCCUCUCGGUCGAGGCCACACUGCCCAUCCCGCAGCUCCUUGCAAAUGCGCGCUCUCGAUCCUGCAAGGGCUUCCGCUUGUCGGUUUUGGCCAGCUGGCUGGUCGGCGACGCCAUGAAGAUGUUUUGGUUCUUCACGUCGACGACGUCGAUCCCGUGGGCGUUCAAGAUUUGUGGCAUGUUCCAGGCGGCUUGUGAUGCGCUUCUGGGUGUGCAGUAUCUCCUGUAUGGUGACGGUGAGACCGUGACGAAGGCCCAUCAGUCUCCCAUCUACGAGCUGCAGCCGAACGGCUUUGCCACCGCCAGUGGACAUGGGGGCCAUUCACCGGGCCGAAGGACAUCAACGACGGAGAAGAGCACAUGAUUUUUUUUUUUCCAAGCUGCUUUGGAUAGACUUCUAGACUUGGAUAAUUUCAAAAGCAAAUAGCGACUGAGCUGAUGCACAGUGUCACUUCAGUGUGUGUUGGUGGUCUGUGUGGGGAUCAGCCAAGGCAGUGAAUUGCUGUUAGGACGCAACUCCCAGCCACAUAACAACAACUCCAAAACAAGCCCAUGCUUGAGCAUAAUGGUUGUGGUUCAAAGCUCGUGACAUUGAACAACAUUUGACGCAUUUAAUACAGCAGUUUUCUU